Rangifer tarandus platyrhynchus (Svalbard reindeer) is the source of this 339-nucleotide messenger RNA. Lineage: Eukaryota; Metazoa; Chordata; Mammalia; Artiodactyla; Cervidae. The record is from the annotation of a GenBank genome assembly.
AUGCCAGGGACUGCAACUGAAGAGGACACUCCACACUUCCGCUGCUGUAAGACGUGCUGCCCGCCCGGAGGGGGCGCCAUGCCAGGGACCGGGACUGAAGAGGACGCUCCGCAGACACACGCGCGGGAUGGUGAGCGUUUCUGGAAUAGGCACCGCAGCCCUGUGGGGACUGAGCUCCGCCUCCCUCUCUGGAGACGGUCAGACACAGCCAGCACAGCGCCAGGUCACUGGCUGGUCCUCACUGGAAAUGGGAGCCGUGUCGGGAGCUGGUCUGCGCUGUCGGUGGUUUACACAGUUAGGAGCGGCAGUGGCCGCCUGAAGGAAAGGCCACGAGUGUGA